This is a messenger RNA of Linum trigynum, 204 nucleotides long. The record is from the annotation of a GenBank genome assembly. Lineage: Eukaryota; Viridiplantae; Streptophyta; Magnoliopsida; Malpighiales; Linaceae.
AUGAGCUAUAGAGCUUCCGCGCGGAUCACGACGACAUUGAAUCGGUUUGAUGACGAGGUUUGCUACAGGUGUGGCGCGAGAAGUAGACUAUCAAAGAGCACCGGCUCCGCCGCGGAGAAGUUAACGCGCUUGGAAGGGCUGGAAGCGCGACACUAUGUAGAGAAGCUGCGCGCAGAGAUUGGCGGCAACGUUCUCCUUUUCUGA